UAUAAGUAUGUGGUAUGAAAUCAGCUACAUUCGACUGUGAUUCAACAAUAUCUUACGGUUUUAAAGCUCACUGCACCCAAGUAUUGUAUUUCAUACAAUUCAAAGGAUCAUUCAGGACUUAAGCGCUUAUAAUUAUCAUUUUGUCGUUUAUUAAAUGUAAAACAAGGAAGUGCCGAAAGCAUCCCACCGAACGUGUCCGUGAUGUGAUUGUAUAAAUACUGUGAAAAGGUUUACAUUUUAAUGAUUAUGAAUUAAAUUAUGAACACAAUGGCACAAAGAAAAUCCAACGUAUGGAAUUUUUUUAAAAUAUGUAGUGAUGAUGAAAGAAAAGCUGACUGUAUUCUUUGUGAAACUACAUCACGAAAGCAAAUUGUGAGAGGAAAAUCACGUAAAUUAUUCUCGACUAAACCAUUAUGGAACCAUUUGAAAAGUAAACAUCCGUUGAUAAUGAAAACCUUAGAUGGAGAAAUAAAUGUCAGUGAGAAUAUUAAAGUUGAAAUAGAUGACUAUCCAAUUUCUGAUUCUUUAUCUACAACAAUAACUUCAAAAUCUUAUGACCCUUUAUCUACAACAAUAACCUCAAAACCUUGUGAAAACUUUAUGUCAGAAACUUGUGUUUUCCUCCAAGAGAAAAAUUCCAAAAGUUUUUUAUCCUGUGAGACACAGCCUACUUUACAGUGUAUAAUUAAGGAAGAAGAAAUGUGGUCUUUAGAUGAUUCAAGAUCAGUCAAUAUAACUAAAAGGAUAGGUGAAAUGAUAGCACUUGAUGCUGAAGCAUUCACAUUAGUUGAACGAAAAGGCUUUGAAAGGUUAAUAAAAUAUUUGGCACCGCAGUAUCCUCUACCUUGCAGAACAUAUUUUUCUGACAAAAUUAUACCACAGUUGCAUGAAACUUUGAAAACACGUAUUUGUAAAAAAUUAGCUACUGCGACAUACAUAUCGUUCUGUACUAAUAUCUGGACUUGUUCAGCAAACAAUGAGGCAAUCAUAAGUUUAACAGCUCACUUUAUACGAAGUGAUGAUAUGGAGAGAGAAACGUAUGUUCUCAGUGUGAAACACUUUCCUGAUAGCCAUGCUGUUAAUAUAGAUCAGAUAUUAAAUGAUAUAAUGGAAGAAUGGCAUAUAAGUUCUAAUCAAAUUCACCUGAUUUUAAGAGAUAACGCCUCUAAUAUGAUUAUUGGAAGUAGUUUGUUAGGAGAUAAUAUAGGAUGUGUUAUUCACACUUUACAACUUGUAAUUCAUGAUUGUAUUUUUAAAAAUCAAAAGUUUAUUGAAAUUUUAAGAAAAUGUCGGAAAAUUGUUGAACAUUUUAACCAUUCUUCACUCGCUUACUCGAAACUCAGUAGCAUUCAGAAAAUUUUGAAGUUGCCAAAUCAUAAAUUAAUCUACGAUGAUACAACACGAUGGAAUUCUACAUUUUAUAUGUUGUCAAGUCUUCACGAACAACGACAAGCGAUAACUGCAUAUGCUGCGGAUAGAGACAUACCAACUCUUACAGUUAUGCAAUGGAGUAUAGUAGAAAAUGUUUUACAUGUUCUCCAACCAUUUGAAGAAAUAACUAAAAUAUUAAGUUCUGAUUGCGAGACAAUUGGAUACGUUAUUCCGGCAGUUGUUAUUCUACAUUCGUAUCUUUCAAAACGGCAAAAGGAUGCUGGAAUAGUAAUGUUGAAGGAAGAACUCAAGAAAGCAAUGGAAGAACGAUUUUUCAUUUCUACAGGAUUCAAGGAUCGAAAAUGUUUUGUACUAGCUACCGUUUUAGAUCCAAGAUUCAAAACAAAGUUUUUAUCAGAUGAAAAUAAGGUCAAACAAUGGAUUAUUACCGAAUUGCUUGAAAUGAACAAUACAGUCAUCGAAGAUGAUGAAAACAAUAUGCAAAAUCAUGAUAAUCCUCUUCAAAAACAAGAUAUCAGUGAAACACAAGAUGACAUCUGGAAGUGCUUCGAUGACAUAAUAAAUAAUUCAAAAUUAGAUAAUGAUAACAAUUUUGAGGAUUCAUCAAGUGAGACGUUUAAUAGACAAUCCAGUGAUAGAACUGAGAAAAUUGCAAUUUACAAUGCUGAAUUAACAAAAUACCUAACGCUACCUCUAUCACCGAGAAAUGAAGAUCCUUUAAUAUGGUGGAAAACUCAUGUUUUAGAAUAUCCUAAUCUCAAAACUUUGGUUUUGAAAUAUUUGAGUGCUCCACCAUCUUCCGUGCAUUCAGAAAGACUUUUCAACGUAGGAAAAUUAGUUUAUUCUGAUAAUCGAAAUAAAUUGUCACCGAAAAAUGCUGAAAUAUUACUGUUUAUCAUGAAAAAUUUAUUAAUAUUAAACUUUAAUUACUGAGCAAUGCCUAGAGUGACCAGUGUCGUGUCCAGUUUUUCCUGGACAUGUAAUCUUUUUUUUUUUCCUUUUUUUUAAAGCAUUCGAGGCAGUAAUCUCAAAUUGUGAGAUUUUCCGAGGCAUGCACAAUAACAUAGUGUAGUAGCGUACAGAUAUAUGAAUCGGAAGAACUUGAUAUUGUUAUAUCCUUUACAGGAAUAAAAUAGGAAAUAUGAAAGGAAGUAUUA
This is a messenger RNA of Trachymyrmex cornetzi, 2549 nucleotides long. RefSeq names its product zinc finger BED domain-containing protein 4. The record is from RefSeq and is a predicted model, not a curated record. The coding region runs from base 259 to 2325 and encodes 688 amino acids. Gene Ontology annotation, molecular function: DNA binding; protein dimerization activity. The transcript has 4 exons. Lineage: Eukaryota; Metazoa; Arthropoda; Insecta; Hymenoptera; Formicidae.